GACCGGUGGGUGUCACCAGAAUUUUGAAAUUACUGAGACUCUUUUGAACUCCUUCAACAACAUAGUAAUACAUAGCAUGUGUCAAGGCAUUGCCUACUUGUCGACAGUCAAAGUUACACCCCUUUGGUAGGCUCAAAGUUGAAUAUCGUGCUUGGAGGCGCUGCAGCGGCUGGUGCAAAUGCCAGGUACGAAAGCUCAUAUGGCUCCCCUGAUAUUCUUUACUGUCCAUAUCCCAUGUUUGGUUUAUGACUUCGCUGCACAGCCGAUUGCGGUGCAGAUUUGCCAGGUUGAAGCAGCUCACAGGCUCAACAUGCGCAACACGGGUAGAGCCUGAAGCUGAAGCAGGCUUGUGGCGUGGUUGAGCCCUGUCGAGGCCGCCAGGGCCCAGGGCCCAUGGACCACCCGACUGCCCCCCUCACCGCAACCCCCGGCGACGACCCUCCACACGCACCCUUGCCCGAUGCGCCGGAUGUCGCCGCUCAACCCAACCAUCAUCAGUCGCGGCAAUCUCACCAGCAGCAGGAGCAGCAGGAAGACGACCCGAAUGGCCCCGGCUUCUGGCCGCCUGGGCUUGCUAGCUCUGCUCUGGCGGCAGCUGCUGGCGCGGACCUGGCGAUGUUGACCGCCCGCCUGCACAGCGCCCUGGCCGCAGUGGGACUGCUGGGCGCACUGGUCGGAGGCAGCGGGGGCAGCGGGGGCGGCAGUGGCGGCAGUGGCGGCAGCGGCGGCAGCGGUGUCGGUGGGUCGGCACAGGAGUCGAACCAGGGAGCCGCACCCGCCGCGGCUGGUGCUGUGACGGCUUUGGGGCCUAAGCGCUUGCGGCCGCAGCCUCUGGCGGAGGGGCAGCAGCAGCAGCAUCCAUGCAACGGGGAGGAGGGCCGAGACUCACAGCAGAAACAGGAGGGGCUGGGAGAGGAGCUGCCGCCGCCGGCGCCGGCGGAGCCGCCCCUCCGCCGCAUGGCACGAGUCAUCCGCGGCGGCAGCGGCAGCGCCACCGCCGCCGUGCUAGCCCCGAUGCCAGCGGGCUUCAUGGCGCCCGCUAUGCCGACGGCGAUGCCUCCGCUUGCCGCCCGAGACGGCGGCCACGCCGCCCUCGUGCCGACGCCUGCGCUCGCGCCUGCGCCGACGCCGCUAGCGAUGCUGGUGCGGGCCGCGGGCGGCGAGGUUGCACGGCUUGGCGGCGAGCGGGCGGUGCUUGGCGCCACGCGGCGUGUUUACGAGGACUGGUUCAGUUUGGACUCGGGCGACGAAUCGGGCAGCGGCAGUGACACGGAGAGCGACGGCGGCUGGCGUACGGGGGGCGCGGGAGGCUCGUCGGACGGGGAGGAGGGUAGCGAGGAGGAGCGCGGGAGCGAGCAGGCAAGCAGUGACAGCGAGGCGCAUGAGGAGGAUGAGGAGGAGAGGGAGGUGGGAAGGAGCUUCAGGGCGGCGGCAAGGCCGCCGGCGCCGACGCAGGCCGCAGCGCCGAAGGCGCCCGGUGCCGGUGCCGGCGCUCCGCGCGGCGGAGGUGGCGGUGGCGGAGGUGGAGGCGCCAGCAAAAAGAAGAAGCGGCGGCGGGGUGGUGAUGACAGCGACAGUGAUGUGUCUUGGCACGCGGGCGGCGGCGACGAUGAUGAUGACGAUGAGGACUUUGUGUUGUUUGACGGCCGAUCCGCAAAAGGGCGUGGCGGCGGGGGCCCGGGCGGGGCCGGCGGGGGUGGCGGCGCCAAGCGUGCUCGCGGAGGCAGUGCCCCGGCGGCGGGGGGCCGCGGCGCGGCGGCGGCGAGGCCGGCCGGCGGGCAGGCCGGUCGCAGCGGUCGCGGCGCGGGCAUGGGGCCGGCGGCGGCGGCGGCAGCAGCUGGCGGCGCGGUCUCAGGCCUGUCGCUCCUGACGCCGCAGCAGCAGGCGAAUGUGGCGGCGGUGGCGGCGGCGUUGGGUCUGCCGCCCGCUGCCUGCGCCGCCAUCCUCUCCACCCUCGCCACCUCUGGCACCGGCCCAGCCGGCACCGCCGCCGCAGCCGCGGCCGCGGCGGCCACCGCCACUGCCGCCAACGGCGGCGGCACCAAGCCGCGCCCGGGCGGCGGCAGCGCCUCCGCCUCCGCCGUGCCCGCCGCGGCCGCGGCUGCUGGUGGUGGUGCUGCUGCUUACGGCGACGAAUCCGACGGCUCUGCCGCGGACGAUUCUGGUGACGAGGGCGGCGGCGGCAAGGCGGCCUCCAACCGGGGCAAGGGCGUUCGGUUGAUCAGUUGGCACGGACAUUUGGAGGCGGCCUUCCUUCGCAUCGUGUCGGAGCUGGGCGUAGCUGGCGCCACGUCAUCCGUGAUCCUGAAGCGCCUGAAAUCGGAUCCGGGGGUGGCGGCGGCGCUGAGAUCCGAAUCCGCCGGCAGCCUGGAGCUGGAGUACAAGCACGUGACUAGCCACGUCCAGAAGCACCGCCAGAAGCUGCGGCGGCGGGCGGGUGUGGCCAAGGGGGUGCCAAUGACGCCGGAGGUGGCGGCGGCCAUGCAGCGCGCACACGAGGAAAUACGUGCGGCAUACGACCCCGUGGGCCCACCGCAGCGGCCGCGAACCGCCACCGGCGCCUUCGCCGCCUCCCUCACCGCCUCCAACCCCAACGGCGACACCACACCCGAAGUCUCCCCCUCCACCACCCCGCCGCCCGCUCUGGCAGCCGCCAAGGCAGCCGCCGCCGCCAUUGCGGCGCAGCUGGCGGCGGCGCAGCCGCCACAGCCGCCGCAGGCGGCAAAGGCGGAGGCGGGCGGCUCCGCCGCCUCCGCACGCGGCUCGGACCCCAGCGCGACUGCACUGCUUGCCAACAACCUCCUUCAGGCUAUCACCACGAAUGCGGCCACCGCCGCCGCGGCAAGCGCCGCCGGCACGGGGCCAGCUGUCGCCGGCGCAGCGGUGCGAGGCGUGGGUGCAGGCGCAGGGCCAGGAGGAGCGGCGGCUGCGGGAGGGGGAGCAGCGGCUGCAGCGGGUGUGCCCAACAACAACAUGACUACCAUGCUGGGGGCCGCAAUGGCGCAGCAGCUAUCAGCAUACGCAGCAGCUGUGCAGAAGCAGCGGGCCAGCGGCGGCGGCGGCGCCGCCGCCGCCGCCCCGGACCCGGCCAUGGCUGCAGCACCCGCCGGCGCUGCAGCCGUUGCGCCCGCGGCGACGCGCAUUCCGGGAAUGCCGGGUGUGCCUGCAGCGGCCGUGGGGAGCCGGGCCGGGCUGGCGGCGGCGGCGGGGCCUCUCGGCCUUGGCACGCUGUUUCAAAACCGGGCCCUCGCCAUGCAGCAGCAUCAACAGCAGCAGCAGGAGGCACCGGCGGACGGCCCUGGUCCCCAGCCUCUGACAGAGCCGGCGUCGGCAGUAGCGGCUGUGCCAUCGGCGACGGGGGCGGCUGGAGCACCGGUGCCAGCUACGGCUGACGCGGCAGGCGCUGCCGCCCCUGCAAGGGCAGGUUCGUAGCGGCACGUGGUGUUUGGUGGCGACCGGGGGUGGGCUGUGCCGCAGACGGACAUGUACGAGUCAGGAUUGCACUGCAUCUGGCCUUCGGGGAAGGCGGAGUUUGUUGUUGGGCCUUGCGUGAGGGUGAGCUGAUGGACUGAAGGUGGCCAUGCAACAAUGGUUCUUGUUUGCGUGAAUAGCCGUCUGAAGGCGCUGUGAUUGUGUGCGCGUGACGGUGUCUGAGGUGCUAGUGACCCUGCGCUAGUUCUUGGCUGGGGAUGAGCUGGGCUGCGCGCACCGCUCCUCUAAACGUAUCAGGUCGCAAUCCUGCACGCCGUACACGUUGAUACGCCGUCGUCCUGUGGCUCUCCCUCCAGCUGUUUGGUUGUGGCCGAGAGCCUGUCUGAUUGUUUCGACAUUCUAUGUUUCAUCAUGCAAGAAGAUGUGCUUACAUUGUCCCGACCGCACGACGCAUGGCAAAGUGAUUGCGCUGGCGGUCGGGCCUCCGACUGGCACAAGGCUGUACCGUAUGCUUGGCGCGCGCGUGUGUGUGUGUGAGCUUGUGAAGCUUUAUGCAAUACAUGAAGCUGAGGGUGACCGGGUUAGGAAGCCACGGUGUUUAUGCGUAACGGGGCCUCUGUUCAGACACUCUCCCACAUGGCUUUGGCACAGCACACCACCACGCGACACAAUGCACAGAGGGCGUAGACCGGCGCCCCAGCUAACGCACCUCAAGCCCUCAACGGGGCUGUUACCGGCUGUACGUAUGGGUGAUUGGCCUGGUGGGCAGUCGGGGGUGGCUCGCGGUUGGGAGUGUAGGCUGGUGCCUGAAGCACGUGUGGGGAGCUGCAGACGACUCGGAGGGGUUGUCGGCCAGCUUGUGGCUGGUGCGAUUGCGUUGUUUACACGAAGGACCUGCUGAGUGGGCUGACGCAGCUCACGAGCCAGCAAGCACGCACUGGUAGGGGCUGUAGGGCUGUAGGGCGGACGCCUACCCCAGGCCUCAGGGGCGUGCCACCUGCAGCGCCGACAGCUAGAGCUACCCGAUGCCUCGGGGCCUCAUGGGGUUGCAGGACCCGAUGCCAUCAGUUCCAUGGGAGCGCCACACACACGACAGCAGGCACCCACAGCGCGAGGAUACAGUUGCAGGAAGUGAGGUGCAGGUUAGGGCCCUUAGGGGGUGAUCGUUUGUGCACUUGUGCAGGCACGGGGCUGCCGCUCAAAGUGUGCCACUCAGACCAGGUUGCGCCCCUGACCGGGACUGCCGCAUCACCCGCACACGCAUGCACGCCCUUGCAUGCCGGUCCUGCGGCGCGGGUGACCGCCACGGCGCCUGGCCCUCUCAUUGUGUCUAACCCUGAUUCCUGUACUCAUCGGGGCGUGAGUUCCGGGCUAAGGCAGCGUCCGGGGCUUCUAAGGUGCAUGCGCAAUUGUAGCACGCCACGGUUGAGGCGCGUUGGGGGUUGCAGGGUUGCCUAGUUCGUAGUACGCGUACUAUGUACCACGUACUGUACUACGUACUGUACGCUGCCCUCGUCGGCUAGUACGUUGGAAAAUACGUUGUGCUGGGGAAACCAGCGGGGUGGGCCGUGGCAGCGCCGUGGCUGGGCGAGGGGCGCGAGGGGUGCUGGAAAGGAUGUCCGUCGAAGUUUGCGAACCAUGGCUGCUCUCCGCACUGCAGCUGUGUUCUCUUACAACAAUAUGAGCAUAAUAAGUUGAAGGAAAUUCCGCUAGAAGACUGUGACCGCGCAAAUCCAGAUUCACACCGAUUCGGGCAUGGUGCGGGCACGCGUGCCGUGUUUGCGUCGGCUUCCCCCCCGGAU
Messenger RNA from Chlamydomonas reinhardtii, 5234 nucleotides. RefSeq lists its product as uncharacterized. The record is from RefSeq and is a predicted model, not a curated record. NCBI's taxonomy places the organism in Eukaryota, Viridiplantae, Chlorophyta, Chlorophyceae, Chlamydomonadales, Chlamydomonadaceae. Bases 394 to 3432 code for a protein of 1012 amino acids. The transcript is spliced from 2 exons.